GUAUACAAUAGUGUAGUCACAGGGAGCUGCAGUGGCCCGACCUUAGCACCAACCGAGUCGGCGACCUACAUUUUAGAGAUGCGGUUAAAUGUUACACGCGGGUGCAAAGAAGUUUGUCAAUCCUCCACGCUGCGCGUUGACGACAGGUCCUGGAGCUAACUCUCGUUCUAUCGGAGGCGUCGGUUCAGCCCACUGCAACAGCAACACCAAAAAAAAAACUUUUGCAAGGACUUUGUCCAGAGUUGAAAUUCACGCCAAAUUUGUCAAAAUGGAGAUCGACGAAGGAGCGGCGGCAGCGGGCGACGGCGUCCUGGAUUUCUCCCGUUUGAGUCUGAACACGUUCAGCCCCGACAGUAUCAGCGGCGAGAGGAAGAGGGACACCCGGCAGCUCUACCUGAACUACAACCGGCUGACCGCGCUGCCCUCGUCCGUCUGCGACUUCGGCAACCUCGAGUUUCUGGACAUCAGCAACAACGGACUGUCGGCCAUCUGCGAGGGCGUAGCGCGGCUGGCCAGGCUCAGAACGCUCAUCGCCAAGAACAACCGCCUGGACGAGUUCUCGCUGCCCAAGGAGUUCGGCUCCCUGCGGCUGGAGGUGCUCAACUUCAGCGGGAACCGAUUCGAGGAGAUCCCGCUGCAGUGCAUGAAGCUGCUGCGGCUGCAUUCGCUGUCGCUCGGUGGCAACCGACUGAAGAGCAUACCUGCGGAGAUAGAGAACCUGACCAGUCUGGAGCUGUUGUAUCUGGGUGGAAACCUCAUCUCAGCCAUUCCCCCCGAAGUGGCUAACCUGCCUUACCUCAGCUACCUGGUCCUAUGUGACAACCGCAUCCAAAGUGUCCCCCCACAACUCACCAGGCUCCACUCGCUGCGAUCUUUAAGCCUCCACAACAACUUGCUCACUUACCUGCCGCGGGAGAUCCUCUGCCUGGUGCACCUGCAGGAGCUCAGCCUCCGAGGCAACCCGCUGGUGGUGCGCUUUGUCAAGGAGAUGACCUACGACCCCCCCUCGCUGCUAGAAUUGGCGGGGCGUACAGUUAAGAGCCGAAAUAUCCCCUACUCCCCCUGUGACAUGCCCUCGAAUUUGCUGCGAUACCUUGACCUGGCCAGCAAGUGCCCCAACCCCAAGUGUGCGGGCGUCUACUUUGAUUCAUGUGUGCGCCAGAUCAAAUUUGUGGACUUCUGUGGGAAGUACCGGCUGCCGCUCAUGCACUACCUGUGCUCACCAGAGUGCACGUCCCCCUGCAGCUCCAAUCCCCAGAGCGACGCCGACUCGGAGGACGAGAGCAGCGUGCCCGCCUACCGCCUGCAGAGGGUGCUUCUGGGAUAGCACGACACGGAGGAAACUCCCACCCUUUGACCGAGCCCAGCCUUUUUUUUUUUUGUCACUGUGUUCAGCAUUUAUACAGAUGCGACCUUGGCUGUCAGACUUUGCUUCACAUAGACGCACAUUCUCCUCUACAAUAUACACACACACAUUCGUGCAGUUUAAUCUGAUGGAAUUUAGACCUCUAAACUUUUUCCACAUUUUGUUAUGAUGCAGCCUUAUGCUUAUUCAAAAAAAUUCAUCUCAAUGCCCUGCAGUGAUAAAGUGAAAACAGUUUGGGGUAUCACGUCACAUCAACAAUAUUUGUGGACAUUUUUACCACUGUUUUUGUCUUUGUUACACCCCUACUGAACAGUUUCCCUGAUUUUGCCACUGAAUAUCAGCCACAACCAUGCUUCACUGUUGGAAUGGUGGUGGGUAGGUAAUGAGCAGAGCGUGGUUUCCGCCCUUCUUCGCUGAUUACUCUAGGAAGAGUCCUGCUUGACUGUAACAGAAAUCUUUUGUUGCUUUCCUUGACACAAUCCUGGCUCUGAGCUCGGCAGGCAGUUCCUUCGAUCUCUUGGUUUAUACUCUGAUAUGCAUCGUCAGCUGUGAGACCUUAUAUACACAGACGUGUCUUUCCAAAUAAUCUCCAAUCGAUUUGAAUUUACCAAAAGUGGACUUAGAUCAAGGUGUCAAAACAUCUCCGAGAUGAUCAUGAAAAAAUGGCACCUGAGCUAAAUUUUCAAGAAUGUUAAGCAUAAGGCUGCAACAUAACAAAAUGUGGAAAAAAGUGAAGUGGUCUGAAUCCUUUCUGGAUGAACUGUACAUUGUUUUACAAAUAGUCACUACAUGUGAAUGAUCCUUACUACUGUGGCCAUGAAAACACAUGAACUCCAUUUCGAUGAAAAUGUAUCGAAAGACGGUUGUUCCCUCUCAUCACAUCUCUCCACAUAACACGAGUGAAGGAAUUAUUUCCCAGUAAAACACUUGAGACUCUGUCGAAGUGCCGGUCUCAUGGUGGAGCAUAGGAGGGCAGUAAAGCUCACUGUGAAUACUGAAGUAGCGGCAGGGUUCUUUUUCUUUCCAGGGAAGUAUACUUUGUCUUUAACACAACACUUGGUGCUUCUUUUGCGGGGGGUAACGAUUAGGCACAUUAGUCUGUAUUAUCUGAAAGUUCGCAUAUGAACAAAGUGGUUUUUGUCCCAACUACUGGAAACACAUGGCAAGUUUUGGUUCUUCUUUGAUCAAGUGAACAUCAAAGCUGCUAUACCAACUAUGAAGAAAAAAAAGAAAGUCUGCGGACUUUUUAAUUAUGUCAACAGAAACGAUAACUAGUUUUACAAUACUGCACUCUGAACAGAAUGAGGACAAUAUGUGUGAUGACCUUAUUUACACUGUGUGGUGUAAUUAGGCUGUCCCUACAUAAUUUGAAAAAGAUCAAGGUUUAGUUUUUUGCCAGCACAGUGGCCACACCGCUGCACACCAACCUUGAACAUUUUUUUUGACAUGGUGGCAUAGUUGUUAUAAAUUAACCCUGAAUAAGGGUUAUGUGUGUAUGUGAAGGAAUGCUUGUCCAGGCUUACUCACAGGAAAUGGAUGUGGGGCGGAACCAGGGAAACUGUUCACUGUGUUAGCGCAGAAACAAUAGCUAUUCAGCAAAAACACAGUGGCAGCCUUCAUGUUUAUGUUCAGGGCUGUAGGUUUUCUCCGGGGCAUAAACGUACACUGAUGUACCGAUGUGAGCGAAAGACGCCUACAGUCAGAAGUUGUUGUUAUUUUUUAUUUUAAGGCAGAAACCUGUCUUCAUCUCUAAACGGAGCUGAUGGUUGUUUCUGAUCCUCGUUACAUCACGGCUUUGUCCUUCAGCAUGUGUGGAAGGCUGGGAUUUUUUUUUUUCGGCCUGCUGGACUGUUAAGUGUCCAUUAACUAGGAGGAAAAAAAAGAACUGCCCCUCUAUGUUACAGUAGAAUCUAUACACAAGCAUUAAAGUGCCUUUACUAAUGGUGACUUCUAACACGGUGAAACGGAGUAUGAAGAAAUGUGAUAUAUGCACCCUGAAAUGUGACAAUUUUUGUGCAUGAUAAAGUCCUUUAUAAGUGAUUUUAUACUCUUCAGCUUAAAGGUGCAGUAAGCGAUUAUAAUCCAACACUUUUGUAAAAUUCAGAAAAUCUUCAGACAAUCUUUCUCGAAAAAAAAUCGCCUACUGCCCCUUUAACCAUAACACAGAAAGUAACUUUUUAUAACAAAAUGAACUUCUUUUAUACAAAUCCCUUUUCUAAUGUUAAACACAUAUUUAAAUGUCCUGCAGAAUGCAUAGCACUUAAACAGAAUAUAUAUUGAUAUAUAUAUUAAUUAUAUAUACUUUUACCCCAUUCAGAUAUUGUUUGUAGACUGUACAGAAUAUAUAACAUUAAUAAAGACUGAUUGUAAUGUCGUUAAAA
Scophthalmus maximus (turbot) is the source of this 3747-nucleotide messenger RNA. RefSeq names its product leucine-rich repeat-containing protein 58-like. Bases 89 to 1327 code for a protein of 412 amino acids. The record is from RefSeq and is a predicted model, not a curated record. NCBI's taxonomy places the organism in Eukaryota, Metazoa, Chordata, Actinopteri, Pleuronectiformes, Scophthalmidae. Gene Ontology annotation, molecular function: protein binding. The transcript is spliced from 4 exons.